UUCGAUGAUGUGCAUGUGAACUUCACUGCAGAAGAGUGGAAUUUGCUGGAUCCUUCCCAGAAAAAUCUCUACAAAGAUGUGAUGCUGGAGACCUACUGGAACCUCACUGCUACUGGCUAUAAUUUGGAAGUCCAUCAUACUAAAGAACAACAUCAAACUUCUAGACGUCAUGAAAGGCAUGAAAGAAGUCAUACUGGAGAGAAACCUUAUGAAUGUAACCAAUGUGGUAAAGCCUUUUCAUAUCAUAGUCAUCUCCAAAGACAUAAAAGAACACAUACUGGAGAGAAACCUUAUGAAUGUGAUCAAUGUGGUAAAGCCUUUUCACAUCACAGUAGUCUCCAAAGUCAUAAAAGAACACAUACUGGAGAGAAACCUUACGAAUGUGAUCAAUGUGGUAAAGCCUUUUCACAACACAGGAGUCUCCAAUAUCAUAAAAGAACACAUACUGGAGAGAAACCUUAUGAAUGUAAUCAAUGUGGUAAAGGUUUUUCACAUCACAGUAGUCUCCAAAGUCAUAAAAAUACACAUCUUGGAGAGAAGCCUCAUGAAUGUAAUCAAUGUGGUAAAGCCUUUUCACAUCACAUUAGUCUCCAAUAUCAUAAAAGAACACAUACUGGAGAGAAACCUUAUGAAUGUGAUCAAUGUGGAAAAGCCUUUUCACAAAACAAUAGUCUCCAAUAUCAUAAAAGAACACAUACUGGAGAGAAACCUUAUGAAUGUAACCAAUGUGGUAAAGCCUUUGCAGAUCACAGUGGUCUCCAAAGACAUAAAAGAACACAUACUGGAGAGAAACCUUAUGAAUGUAAUCAAUGUGGUAAAGCCUUCUCACGUCACAGUAAUCUCCAAAGUCAUAAAAGUACACAUCUUGGAGAGAAGCCUCAUGAAUGUAAUCAAUGUGGUAAAGCCUUUUCAUGUCACAGUAGUCUCCAAUAUCAUAAAAGAACACAUACUGGAGAGAAACCUUAUGAAUGUAAUCAAUGUGGUAAAGCCUUUUCACGUCACAGUAGUCUCCAAUAUCAUAAAAGAACACAUACUGGAGAGAAACCUUAUGAAUGUAAUCAAUGUGGUAAAGCCUUUUCACGUCACAGUAGUCUCCAAUAUCAUAAAAGAACACAUACUGGAGAGAAACCUUAUGAAUGUAAUCAAUGUGGUAAAGCCUUUUCACGUCACAGUAGUCUCCAAUAUCAUAAAAGAACACAUACUGGAGAGAAACCUUAUGAAUGUAAUCAAUGUGGUAAAGCCUUUUCAGAACACAGUAAUCUCCAAAGACAUAAAAGAACACAUACUGGAUAG
Molecule: messenger RNA, 1293 nt
Organism: Arvicanthis niloticus (Nile rat)
Lineage: Eukaryota; Metazoa; Chordata; Mammalia; Rodentia; Muridae
Source: RefSeq, a predicted model, not a curated record